Phalacrocorax carbo (great cormorant) is the source of this 699-nucleotide messenger RNA. The record is from RefSeq and is a predicted model, not a curated record. Lineage: Eukaryota; Metazoa; Chordata; Aves; Suliformes; Phalacrocoracidae.
GGCGGGGCGGAGGGGCCGCCUUGGCCUUCCGCCCGUCGUGGUGGUGGGGGGUGACUUGGUUCUUGUCCUCCCAGCGUAACUGGGAAGACGGGGCACUGCGGCCCCGCUCCUGGGGCUCUCCCAGAGCGGGCUCGGCUGUUGCUCGCCCAGUCCCGCCUCACACACGCCUACCCUUCUCUCCUCCCCAGAGAAGCAGGGCUGACGGCGCCCGUCCCGUCCCGCCCCGGCCAUGCUGGUGAGCAAGAGGGUGAAGCGCCUCUUGGGGCUGGUGCCCGGGAAGCAGCGCUUCGGCGUUUACAGGUUCCUACCCUUCUUUUUCCUCCUUGGGGGAGCGAUGGAGUGGUUCAUGAUCAACGUUCGCAUUGGCAAGGAGACCUUCUAUGACGUUUACCGCAGGAAACAAUCUGAAAGACAGUAUGAGGCAAGAAUGGAAAAAAAUUAAUUUUAACUGAAACAUUUCAAGGGGAAGGUCCUGAAUGUUUCAACUGUAUUAAUGUCAAAGAAGCAUUACUGCCACCUUGAUGGCAGGAGAAGAUUUUGUCUCUGCAAGAUAAACUGUAAUCCACAAGUUUGUGUAAUACACUCUCAGAUGGUUUUGUCACUUUUGUUCUUCUUCCAUCUAUUUACUUCAUAUCUUUAAUAUUUUGUAUUUAAGCCAAAUACAAUAGCAAAAGGUUCAGUGUGUACUGAUAAAAACUG